AUGUCGAAUGUUUCUUAUCACGUCUCCAACCUGUUGGAGAAAAUGACGUCAACUGACAAAGACUUUAGGUUCAUGGCCACUAACGACCUGAUGCUGGAGCUGCAGAAGGACAGCAUUAAGCUGGACGAGGACAGCGAGAGGAAGGUGGUGACGAUGCUGCUCAAGCUGCUGGAGGACAAGAACGGAGAGGUGCAGAACCUGGCAGUGAAAUGCCUGGCCCCUCUGGUGAGCAAAGUGAAGGAGCCUCAGGUGGAGACGAUGGUGGACACUCUGUGUUCCAACAUGCUGUCGGACAAGGAGCAGCUCAGAGACAUUUCCAGCAUGGGACUGAAGACGGUGAUCGCCGAGCUGCCGCUGUCGCCGUCAGGUUUGACUCUGACGACCAGUGUUUGUAAGAAGAUCACGUCCCAGCUGAUCGGGGCCAUGGGGAAACAGGAAGACGUGUCGGUGCAGCUGGAGGCUCUGGACAUCCUGUCGGACAUGUUGGGAAGGCUGAGUGGUGCUCUGGUCAGUUUCCACAGCUCUCUUCUGUCCAGCCUCCUCCCUCAGUUGACCAGUCCCAGGAUGGCGGUGAGGAAGCGCUCCAUCUUGGCUCUGGGUCACCUGGUGCCCUGCUGCAGCCCCGCCCUCUUCUCCCAGCUCACAGAACACCUGCUGACGGAGCUGAACAAGGCUCCGCCCACCUCAGUGACCAGGACCUACAUCCAGUGCCUAGCAACCAUCAGUCGCCAGGGCGGCCAUCGAGUCGGUGAACAUUUAGAGAAACUGAUCCCUAUGGUUGUUAAGUUCACCGGUGAUGAGGAUGACGAGCUGAGAGAGUAUUGUUUCCAGGCCUUCGAAGCCUUUCUACGCAGGUGUCCAAAGGAGAUGUCCCCCCACGUUGCCACGGUGACUAAGCUCUGUCUUCAGUUCAUGACCUUUGACCCGAACUAUAACUAUGACGACGACGAGCAGGACGAGGACGACAGCAUGGACAUCGAGGACGGACUCGACGAAGAAUCAGACGACGAGUACAGCGACGACGACGACAUGAGCUGGAAGGUGCGACGCUCCUCCAUCAAGUGUCUGGAGGCGCUGAUCAGCUCGCGCCGGGACCUCCUCCUCUCCUUCUACUCCUCCGUCUGCCCGGCUCUGCUCGCCCGCUUCAAGGAGCGCGAGGAGAACGUGAGGGCGGACGUCUUCGCUGCCUUCUCAACGCUGCUGAGACAAACACGAGUGGGGUCGGGUCACCGCGGCCUCGUCAGGUCCUCCUCCGACCCGGGGUGGAGUAAGGAGCAGCAGGAGGAGCCGGCGGUCGCUGUGCUGAAGGAGCAGGUGCCUCUGAUAGUGAAGACUCUCCACAGGCAGCUGAAGGAGAAGAGCAUUAAAUCUCGACAGGGCUGCUUCGGUCUCCUCACAGAGCUCAGUCACACUGUACCUGGAGCCCUGGAACAACACAUACCUGCUCUAAUACCAGGUAUAGUCUUCUCCCUGACAGACAAGUCCACCUCCUCCACCAUGAGGAUCGAUGCUCUCUCCUUCUUCCACGUCCUCCUCCUCUGUCACCCUCCUCAAGCCUUUCAGCCCCACAUGCAGGUGCUGCUGCCUCCGGUGGUGGCGUGUGUAGAAGACACUUUCUACAAGAUCACGUCGGAGGCCCUGCUGGUCACUCAGCAGCUGGUCAGAGUGAUGAGGCCGCACGGACAGAACGCCGCCUCAGGGUUCGAUGCCAAACCGUUUGUCAAAGAGGUGUUUUCUGUGACGCUGAAGAGGCUCCAAGCGACAGACAUCGACCAGGAAGUGAAAGAGAGGGCUAUUUCCUGUAUGGGUCACAUGGUGUGUCACCUUGGCGACCACCUGGGGGCGGAGCUGCAGGGCGUCCUGCUGAUUUUUCUGGAGAGGUUAAAGAAUGAGAUCACGAGACUGACGGCAGUUCGCACCAUCACCCUCAUUGCUGCUUCUCCAAUAAAGGUCGACUUGUCGUCCAUCCUGCCCGAGGCCCUGUCGGUGCUGGGCUCGUUCCUGAGGAAGAACCAGCGCACGCUGAAGCUCGGCUCGCUGGCCUGUCUCACCGCGCUGGUGACUCAUCACGCCGCCAGCAUCACACCUGCAGCUCUGGAGCCGGUUCUCAGUGAACUUCCUGCUCUGGUGGAUGAGGGCGACAUGCAUGUGUCUCAGGUCUCCGUCACCUUGCUGACCUGCAUGGCCCGGGCCUGUCCCUCCUCUCUGGCUAAGAUCAGCUCCUCCGUGCUGCCGGGCGUCUUCGGGCUCGUCCACUCUCCUCUCCUGCAGGGCGGCGCUCUCGCGGCCGUCCUGGACUUCAUCCAGGCGCUGGUUCUGUCCAAAACCAGCAACAUGGGCUACAGUCAGUUGCUGAGGUCUCUCACCGAGCCCUUCCACAGCUCCCCGGCCUCAGCAGACGGAGGCGUCCUCCACAGACAGUCGUACCACUCGGUCGCUCGCUGUGUGGCAGCUCUGACCUCCGCCUGUCCCGAGGAGUCUCCGGGCACCGUGUCCGGCCUCAUCCAGGAGGUGAAGAACCCUGGAUCCCCGGAGUCCGCUCGUGUCCUGGCCCUGCUGAGCCUCGGGGAGGUGGGCAGGAGCGGCAGUCUGGGAGGAAGUAAGGAGGUGCAGGGAGUCAUCCUGCAGGCCUUCACCUCCACCAGUGAGGAGGUGAAGACAGCCGCCUCCUGUGCGUUGGGCGGCAUGGCAGUCGGCAGCCUGAGCGACUACCUGCCCUUCCUCCUGAAGGAGAUCUCCACUCAGCCGCGGAGACAAUACCUGCUGCUCCACUCGCUCAAAGAAGUCAUCAGUGCCUGUCCAGCCUCUAGUCUCUCGCCCCAUGUGGAGUCUAUCUGGGCUUUGCUGAAUCAGAACUGCGAGUGUCCGGAGGAGGGGACCAGGAACCUGGUGGCCGAGUGUCUGGGGAAGCUGACCUUAGUCGACCCCGCACAGCUGUUACCACGACUGAAACAGCAACUUCGAGCUGGUUCGGCUCUGGCUCGCAGCACAGUGGUGACAGCGAUCAAGUUCACUAUUGUUGACCACCCUGCUCCCAUAGAUUCACUGCUGAAAGACUGCAUCGGCGACUUCCUAAAGACGCUGCAGGAUGAAGAUCUCAACGUGCGUCGCGUGGCUUUGGUGAUGUUUAACUCUGCAGCCCAUAACAAACCGUCCCUGAUCCGCGGCCUGCUGGGAACUGUGCUGCCUCACCUCUACAAGGAGACGCAGAUCAGGAAGGACCUCAUCAGAGAAGUGGAGAUGGGUCCGUUCAAACACACGGUGGACGACGGUCUGGACGUGCGUAAAGCAGCGUUCGAGUGUAUGUACACUCUGCUGGACAGCUGCCUGGAGGGGCUGGACGUCCUGCAGUUCCUGGAUCAUGUAGAAGAAGGACUGAAAGACCACUAUGACAUCAGGAUGCUGACCUUCCUGAUGUUGGCCAGACUCGCGUCUCUGUGUCCUGCUGCUGUUCUUCAACGACUGGACAGACUGGUGGAGCCACUUAAAGCUACAUGCACCACCAAGGUGAAAGCCGGUUCCGUGAAGCAGGAGUUUGAGAAGCAGGAGGAGCUGCGGCGCUCGGCCAUGCGCGCUGUCGCCGCCCUGCUGGCCGUGCCCGACGUGGAGAGGAGCCCCAGCAUGGCUGACUUCGCCAACCAGAUCCGAACCAACGCCGACAUGGCUUCUAUUUACCAGAGCGUCCAGGGGGGGGAGGGCGGGAGCGGAGCAGAGUGCAUGGACAUGAGCUAG
Messenger RNA from Limanda limanda (common dab), 3732 nucleotides. RefSeq names its product cullin-associated and neddylation-dissociated 2 (putative) (gene cand2). Gene Ontology annotation, biological process: SCF complex assembly; protein ubiquitination. The record is from RefSeq and is a predicted model, not a curated record. The transcript has 24 exons. NCBI's taxonomy places the organism in Eukaryota, Metazoa, Chordata, Actinopteri, Pleuronectiformes, Pleuronectidae. Bases 1 to 3732 code for a protein of 1243 amino acids. Gene Ontology annotation, cellular component: nucleus.